GAGGGACAGAAGCACAUGCGUGAGGUUCCCACUGAUGCCUUUGGAGACAUCGACUUUGGAGGACUCGGCCAAAACAUGGGAAAGUAUGUACGCGUCUCCUCAGACACCUCCUCCAAUGAUUUGUACCACCUGAUUACGGAGUACUGGAAGCUCCGCCCCCCGAACCUGCUCAUCUCGGUCACAGGCGGGGCCAAGAACUUCUACAUGAGGACACAUCUGAAGCAGAAGUUCCGCAGAGGCCUCAUCAAAGUGGCCCAGAGCACAGGUGCCUGGAUCAUCACCGGGGGCACCCACACUGGGGUGAUGAAGCACGUGGGGAUGGCCGUCCGUGACUACACCCUCAGUAGCAGUUCUGCCCGGGGGGAGAUCGUGGCCAUUGGGGUGGCCUCAUGGGGCACUGUACACAAACGCCAGUCCCUUGUACACCCUGAGGGCUGUUUCCCUGCCCACUACACACUAGACGAGCAGGGCCAGGGUCGGCUCUCCUGCCUGGACAGCAACCACUCGCACUUCCUGCUGGUGGACGAUGGUACGCACGGCCACUACGGCGUGGAGAUCGACCUGCGCAGCCGCCUGGAGAAGCUCAUCUCAGAGAAGCCCCUGGGAAACCAAGAAAGUCACGUGAAGAUCCCAGUUGUGUGUGUUGUGCUGGACGGAGGGCAGGGCACUCUGAAUACCAUCUACAGUGCCAUGCUGAAUGGCACCCCGUGUGUGGUUCUGGAGGGUUCGGGCCGGAUGGCAGACGUGAUCGCUAAUGUGGCCGGGAAGCCCGUAUCGCAGGUCACCCUGGCUCUGAUCCAGAGGCACAUGAAGAGGUUCUUUGGCCAGGAGUAUGAAGGCUUUUCUGAGAUCAAGGUCAUCGAGUGGGCCAAAAAGAUCCAGGACAUUAUCAGGAUGCCACAUCUCCUGACUGUGUUCAGCAUGGACGAGGACAAGAACAGCGAUGUGGACGUGGCUAUCCUCAAGGCCUUCCUGAAAGCGUCUAGGAGUGAGGAGAAUGCGGGGCAGAGGGCCUGGGAGAGGCAGCUGGAGCUGGCCGUGGCCUGGAACCGAGUGGACAUUGCUGAGAGCGAGAUCUUCACGGAGGAGAGCCAGUGGCAGUCCAGCGACCUGCACAAGGCCAUGCGCUCGGCCCUGCUGGGCCACAAGUCGGAGUUUGUGCGGCUGCUGCUGGAGAACGGCGUGAACAUCCCCCAGUUCCUGUCCAGAGAGGAGAUGCUGUGCGAGCUCUACACCAACAUGCCCAGCUGCCUCUUCCUGCGCAAGCUGGUCAAGCGCUUGCAGAGCGACAAGGGCCGGCGCUCGCUGGCCAGCCCGUGCCCACGGAGACAGGUGUCGCUAGAGGCUGUGGCCGAGGUGGUGCGCCAGCUACUGGGCAGCUUCACCCAGCCCAUCUACUCGUUGCCGCCCUCACACGAGCUCAUCAAGAUGGCCGACGAGGACCUCGAUACCACUAUGAUUAGAGACCCUGGGAGAGACCUCUUCCUGUGGGCCGUUGUGCAGAAUAACAGAGAGCUGGCCCAGAUUGCCUGGGAACAGUGUAGAGACAGCAUAGCUGCUGCUUUGGCUGCCAGCAAAAUUCUGAAAAAGCUGGCACAGGAGUCCGAGAACGAUGACGAAGAUGAUGCCAAUGACAUGAAAGAACUUGCCAAGCACUAUGAGGAACAGGCCAUUGGUGUUUUCAGUGAGUGCCAUAGCUGGGAUGACCAGCGAGCUCAGAGACUUCUGAUCCGAAUUUCACCAUCUUGGGGCAAGACCACAUGUCUGCGUUUGGCACUGGAGGCGGACGACAAGAGCUUUGUGGCUCACUCAGGGGUUCAGGCUCUCCUCACCCAGAUCUGGUGUGGAGAGCUGGCUGUGGACACCCCUCAGUGGAAGAUACUCCUCUGCAUGCUGUUCUUCCCAAUCAUCUACACAGGCUUCAUAACCUAUAGACGUGACGAGGAUAUUGAGAGGGAGACCCUGAGGACAGAAGAGAUGCAGGCCAUGGAGUCCGUGACGGGAAGCUCGGCCGAUACCAGGAUGAAGAUCAUAUUCCGCGAUCCUCAGGACAGUGACCAGCUGAAGCCACUGAGUUGCCUAUCCAGGCUAGGGAGCUUCUACGCAGCCCCACAGGUGAAGUUCUUCUGGAACAUCGCCUCCUACUUUGGGUUCCUGUGGCUCUUCUCCAUCGUGCUGAUGAUCGAUUUCCAGCCCACGCCGUCAUGGAGGGAGUGGCUGCUCUACAUCUGGUUGAUCUCUUUAGUGUUUGAGGAGGUCAGACAGCUUUUUGAUGAUCCGGAUCGAUUUGGGUUCCGAAGGAAAGCCAGGAUGUAUAUUAAUGACUUGUGGAACAUUCUAGAUGUAUCCUCCAUCCUGCUCUUCAUCGCUGGUCUUGCCUGCAGGUUGGAUUUGAGUCUCAGACAUAGUGCAUUUUACACAGGAAAGGUCAUCCUCUGCAUCGACUUCAUCAUCUUCUGUCUGCGACUGAUGGCCAUCUUCACCAUCAGCAGAACCCUGGGCCCAAAAAUCAUCAUUGUCAAAAGGAUGAUGAUGGACCUGUUCUUCUUCAUGUUCCUGCUCAGUAUCUGGGUGGUGGCCUACGGGGUGGCUAAACAGGGCAUUCUGAUCCACAACGAGGAGAGACUGGACUGGAUCAUCAGAGGAGCUGUGUAUGAGCCCUACCUCAUCAUAUUCGGCAAUGUUCCAACCAACAUCGACAAUACUGAGUUUGACAACUCCACCUGCACCGUGGAUGGCUCUGACCCUAUGCAACCAAAAUGCCCUGUGCUCAAUGCCAACCAAAUGCCAGCCUUUCCUGAGUGGCUGACAAUCAUCAUGCUGUGUGUUUACCUACUCUUUGCCAACAUCCUGCUCCUCAACCUCCUCAUUGCCAUCUUCAACUACACAUUUCAGGAGGUGCAGGAUAACACCGACACAAUCUGGAAGUUCCAGAGGUAUGAGCUGAUUAAGGAGUACCACAGUCGCCCGGCUGCACCCCCUCCCUUCAUCCUCCUCAGCCACUUCUUCCUCCUGCUCAGGCGCUUCGUGUUGCGCCUUCGACCCCAGAAGCACAAGCAGUUCAGGCAGCGUUUGUCUAAAACUGAGGAGGAGGAGUUGAUGUCAUGGGAGGCUUUCAUGAAGGACAACUAUGUGGCCACCCAGCGCCAGGAGAGGAGUGAGACCACCGAGCGUCGCAUCCAGGACACGGCUGACCGGGUUGGCUUCAUGUCAGAGCUGCUGGAGAGAGAGCACGACCGGGGUACCACGGCAAAGCGACUGGCUCAGCUGGAGGAACAGGUCUCCCAGUCCGCUAAAGCACUGAAAUGGAUCAUGGACACCCUGAAAGCUCAAGGUUACCAAUCUAAAGAGGAAGCGCCUUCCAUGUCCAAGAGCACAGAGAGUGAAGGAGAUGAGCAUGAGAUUGAUGGUGAUCCAGAGAAGAGACAGUACCACUUCCACGCCCGCAGUUUCCUCUACCCGGGCACCAACAACAAGCGCUUCCCUGUGCCUGAGGAAAAAGUGCCUUGGGAGGUUGACUUCACGCCAUACAUUGCUGAAGUCUACAAUGCAGAGCCAAUCAAUGAAGCAGAACAGCUGACCUUAGACAAUUACAAGAACCCAGGGGGGCGCACAGGGAUAAGGGGGAGAGGAGCCCUGCAGAGUCUGGGCCCAAAUCCCAUUCUUGACCCUGUUCUAACUCACUGGCAAGACAAAGACCAUUCAGUUCUUCAGUUCUUAGCUGUCUGGAAUGAGGCCGAACGAUACUGGUCAAUGCCAGGGGGUGCUUUAAAAACAGGGGAGCCCCUUCCAAGCAGGCUGAAAAAACUCCUCGGGGAUAAGCUGUAUCAGAGAAUCAAAGCCAAGCUAGGAGAUGGCAGCCGGCAUAACACAGUGUAUGAGGGAUAUGCUGAUGACCCUAGGAACACAGAUAAUGCUUGGAUUGAAACCACUGUUCUCAACAUUCACUUGGACAGUACUGGGUCCCUCAUGAAUGAUCUGAACCGCACGGUAGCCGCCAGUCAAAUGUUAUCUGAACGGAUUCAGUGGAGGGAAGUCAGUAGCAAGACCCCAGUGUACACAUACCAAAGAGAAGCCCUCCGAUUAGUUGCCAAGCUCCACCAGACUCAGUUCUGAUUUGCACAAGCCCAGAAUAUGGAACAUUUUAAGACAAUCACAAGCACUCUUGACUUUGCUUAUGGAAAGCACUGCUGACACAUUUGCACUUCAGUAACAAAGUCAAUGCUGUCUCCACACAUAUAAAAAAGAAUGCUAUUUUGUACAUUUACACAGUAACAUGUAGAAAUGUUGAAUGUAUAUUGUGAAUGUGGAUAUGCAUAAUGUUUUAGUAACUGAUACACAGAGAGCCGGAUAAAGCAAAUUUUCAAUGAGACACCUAAUAUGCUUUAGGCCACUUUGCGUACACAGAUGAAGGCUGUUCGUACACAAUACAUCCAGGCUUUAAAUAUACCGUACCUAACCUAAGGUCUUCCCUUGGUGUAACAUAAUCAGUAUAAACCUGCCUACACAGUGUGCACAGCCUACUUUUUGAACACACAUAUCGACCUUAGAUAGCACAAAGACAAUAUACAGUCUUUUUCUGUUGGUCGAUGUCAUAGGCCUAAACUCCAGCAUACUCCUGUAUAUCUAAUUAAAGUCACAUAAAAAGGGUCUAAACUGUUUGUCUACAUUUUCUCUUUUUCUGGCCUAAAUCCUGGAGACAAGGUUACAGAAUGGAUGGAAUUGUCAAGC
This is a messenger RNA of Sardina pilchardus (European sardine), 4731 nucleotides long. RefSeq names its product transient receptor potential cation channel subfamily M member 2-like. Gene Ontology annotation, molecular function: ligand-gated calcium channel activity. Gene Ontology annotation, cellular component: plasma membrane. The transcript is spliced from 31 exons. The coding region runs from base 16 to 4116 and encodes 1366 amino acids. Lineage: Eukaryota; Metazoa; Chordata; Actinopteri; Clupeiformes; Clupeidae. The record is from RefSeq and is a predicted model, not a curated record. Gene Ontology annotation, biological process: calcium ion transmembrane transport.